Saccoglossus kowalevskii is the source of this 1282-nucleotide messenger RNA. Its product is annotated as protein mab-21-like 2-A. The record is from RefSeq and is a predicted model, not a curated record. Lineage: Eukaryota; Metazoa; Hemichordata; Enteropneusta; Harrimaniidae.
CAUGACAAUGGCGGGUCGUUGUUGUGACGAAGGGAAGAGGAAGAACGCCGUAGAGUUGGAAGAGAAAGACCAGAAGAGUAAUGCUUUAAAUAAAUGUGCAAGUUCAGCCAUUGAGCAGUUCGUCAUUCCUCAUAUGGAAGAGUCGGCACGCUGUUCACAGUUAGUUUUACGUAUUGUUAAAACCCUGACAGGAAAUCUGGUCCACAUCGAUCCUCGACUUGUUGAAUGCUUCGGUGACAACCUUGGAAAGGUGGACGCUACUUAUGUUGCCGGCGGUACUAAACUUAAAGAAUUUAUUUGCACAUUGGCACUGGACAGUGGAAAAAUUGACAAACUUUUCCAGAUUACCACAUUUGCUCGUGAUAUCAAUAUUCCAGACUUGUGUGCUAUCUGUAAAGCAAAGGAUUACAGUGCAAAGAAUGAACAACUAUCUGAUUGGACUGAGUUUUUGAAUGACCAAGGAAAUCUCAUCCCUGAAAAAUUAAAUAGACUGCUGUAUGAAGGGAUAGAAAAUGCAUUGAUGAUAUACGGGGAUGAAUUUGAAGAUGUUUCUCUUGUUGAAGCGCCCUCUGGUGUUGUGACUUUGAUAAUCAAAGAUGGAGGUCAUCGCUUGAGUGUAAAACUUGUAGUUUCAGUGUUAUGUUCUGGUUUGCCCCCAGGCGCGAGGAUGCCAGUAAGAUGGCCAAAUCAUCCUUAUGCAAAAGGGAAAAGUAAAGCUUUUAUAAAAAAAAUACAUAAAGACAUUGAUUCUGGCAUGAGAAUGUGGUGUCUUGUUGGCAAAGAAUUCUCCCCUGUCAAAGGAGUUGGGAAAGCACAUAAUGAAGAACUUACUCCAUCUUUGUGGUAUAUCUCCAUGGCAACUCUUGAACAAAGGUUUAUUGAAGGUGAAAAGGUUGAUGGGGAGGACAUGACACAAACGGAAGAAAACAAAUGCAGAGAGUUGGUAUUGAGUUUUUUUCACGUAUUGCGAGAAGGACCGGAAAGUAGCCUAAAAAUCUUAACAGACAGACACUUACAAACUCUGUUGCUAUGGGAAUGUAAUCGCCAUGGGAACUGGUCCACUGAUGUAAUUGGAGAGCGGGUUUUCAGUAUGUUGCGUCGGCUGCGAGAUGACUUAAAGCUCAAUACCUUGCCAGAUUUCUUCUAUGUUGAUCUGAACAUUUUUUCAGAUCUGAGCACUCACUUGAGAAGGGCAAUGCAUUCUGCUGUUCGACAAAUGUUGAAAAAUAUUGAGUAUGAUCCAGAGAACAUGUUUUAUUAUUUGUCUGUAACAGAGCAAUAA